AUGAAAUCUCUGGUAUGGAAAAUUUUUACCAAAAAUAAAGAUGGAUCUUUCACCAGAUGUAAUAUUUGUAAAAACGAAUAUAGAACAAGUGGGAACACUUCAAAUUUAUUGGAUCACUGUAAGCGAAAGCACAAAUUACAAUUAGAUAAAUUAUGGAAACAAAAUGAUAUUGAAAUAACAAGUGAAUCAGAUGCGGACGAUUGUGAUGAUCCGGUUGCUGGCCCAAGUGUAAAGCGACGAAAGGUCACAAUAAAAAAUUACAUGACGAAGCAAUAUGUUCCUUAUGAUAAAAAUAGCGAUCGUAAAAUUACAUUGGACAAAUUAUUGGUAGAAUAUGUAGCACAUGAUCUUGAACCAUUUCGUAUAGUAGAACGAGAAUACUUUAAACAAUUUGUUCACGAGCUAGAUAAUAAAUAUGAAUUGCCGUCUCGGACGCAAUUGAAAGAUGUUUUACUACCGCAACUUUACAAUCAAAUGAAAGCUAUCUUGGUCAAAAUUCUGUCCACUGUAGAUCAUAUAUCUAUAACAACGGAUAUGUGGACGUCUACAGCAAGUGAUGGUAUUUUGACGAUUACGAUUCACUUCGUAUAUGAUAAUGAUAUUAAAUCAGCGAUGCUAGAAACUCGGAAAGAAGUAGGACACCACACGGCAGAGCACAUUGCAAAAGAGCUAGACGAGAUAUUACGAGAGUGGAAUAUCCAUGAGAAAAUUUUCGUAAUGGUAUCUGACAAUGCGUCAAAUAUGAUAAAAACUGCUACGAUUUUAAAAGUUCGUCAUUCAGCGUGUUUUGCACAUACGAUUAAUUUAGUCGCCUUAGAUGCAUUAGAAACAACGAGUGUGAAACCAAUUUUAAAACAUGUAAAAGAUAUUGUCACAUAUUUCCGAUGUAGUACGGUAGCAAUGGACAAGUUACGAAAUAUGCAAAAACAACUUCACAAAAAAGAGUUUAAACUUUUACAAGAUACUCCGACAAGAUGGAAUAGUUCUUUCUACAUGAUUCAGCGAAUAUUAAAAGUUCGCGACUCAUUAUUAUUAGCAAUGUCAGAUUUGCGAAAAUCUCCCAAUCCUUUGACAGCUGAAGACAUAUUGAUUUUAGAAGAUCUAAUUUUAAUUUUAAAUCCUUUGGAAUUGGCGACAAAAGAUAUCUCUGGAAGUCAAUACGUGAUGAUGUCUCUAAUAAUUCCAUUAAUAAAUGGCAUUUCAUCAAAAUUAUAUUUUAUCGAAAAUUCGCUUAAAACUGACGUAGGAAAAGAAGUUUUCGAGAAAUUAAAAUCCUCAGUAGUAACUCGACUUUAUCCAUACGAAUUAAGAACAACAAAUAUUAUGGCAACGGUAUUAGAUCCAAGGUACAAAAUGCUUGCUUUUAGAAAUAAUAGCCAAAAAGAAAAUGCUGAUAGAUUAUUUCUUAAUACUUUGACUGCGGAAUUUAAUUCUAAACAAUAUGUAGACGAAAAUAAAAACACUGAUUCGUGGACGUCAAGCAAUUUAGAAGAAAAGGACGAUUUACUACACUUUAUUGACAAUCUUAAAAAAAUUACCUACGAGAAAUCAUCAUCAACCGCUGAAGAAUUAAAGCCAAAUCACGUUGAAAUGCGUAUUGAGUUUUGCCAGUGGGCUUUAAGAAUUAUAGAAAAUGAUCCUCAGUUUUUUAGGUAUGUGAUGUUUUCUGAUGAGGCUACAUUUAACAGUGAUGGUCAACUAAAUAGGCACAAUUGCCACUACUGGUCCAAUGAAAAUCCCCACUGGUACAGGACUGUGGACCAUCAACAUCGAUGGAGCGUUAUCGUAUGUUGUGGCAUAAUAAACGGUUACCUGAUCGGACCUUAUGCUUUUGAGGGAAAUGUCGAUAGAUAUAUCUAUUUGGAAUUGCUUAGGGAUCGAUUGCCAGAGCUCUUGGAGGAUGUCGAUUUAAAAACACGGCAGAGAAUGUGA
This is a messenger RNA of Trachymyrmex cornetzi, 1932 nucleotides long. Its product is annotated as zinc finger BED domain-containing protein 1-like. The record is from RefSeq and is a predicted model, not a curated record. Lineage: Eukaryota; Metazoa; Arthropoda; Insecta; Hymenoptera; Formicidae. The transcript is spliced from 3 exons. The coding region runs from base 1 to 1932 and encodes 643 amino acids. Gene Ontology annotation, molecular function: DNA binding.